Messenger RNA from Suillus clintonianus, 402 nucleotides. RefSeq lists its product as uncharacterized. Lineage: Eukaryota; Fungi; Basidiomycota; Agaricomycetes; Boletales; Suillaceae. The record is from RefSeq and is a predicted model, not a curated record. Bases 1 to 402 code for a protein of 133 amino acids. The transcript has 3 exons.
AUGAUAUUCGUCGACUACAGCGUCUCGUUUCGAGAGUCCCGUGAUGGUCGUACUGUUACGGCCACGUUUGAUCUACCGGGCAUCAAAAAACAUAAUGCCCAUGUUAGCUAUCGCGGCAGUCAUCUGACUGUGACAUGGGAAACAGUGAAAAUCACUGAGAUCGAUGAAGGAGGAACAUUGGUCAGGGAACGAGAGAAAAAAGAGUUUUCGAGGACUAUUCCUCUUCCAGAGGGAACCAAGUUUGAAGAAGUUGGUGCACGUAUGGACGAUCGUUAUUUGAUCCUAACGUACCCAAACAUGCGGUCGGUACGAGUGGAGCCUCGACAAAUGGGGCACCGGCAGGUUGAACCUCGUCGCAUAGAGCCCACGGAGAUCGAAGCCUCAGACGUGUAUGAAUAUUAG